Messenger RNA from Gopherus flavomarginatus (Mexican gopher tortoise), 1969 nucleotides. It is a transcript of the gene SP7, whose product is annotated as Sp7 transcription factor. Gene Ontology annotation, biological process: regulation of transcription by RNA polymerase II. The transcript has 2 exons. Bases 1 to 1368 code for a protein of 455 amino acids. The record is from RefSeq and is a predicted model, not a curated record. Lineage: Eukaryota; Metazoa; Chordata; Testudines; Testudinidae. Gene Ontology annotation, molecular function: RNA polymerase II cis-regulatory region sequence-specific DNA binding; DNA-binding transcription factor activity, RNA polymerase II-specific.
AUGCACUCAGGGGCCUUAGAGAGUCCUGACUUAGCAGCAAUUGGGUUUUCUCAAGCCAGGUGGAAGCUAAACCCCAAGGAGCUGAAAAAAGAAGACGCUCGCUAUGGCUCCAGCCCCCUGGCUAUGCUAACGGCCACCUGCAAUAAAUUUGGAGGCUCCAGCCCAAUCCGGGAUUCGGCCACGCCUGGGAAAGCGGGGAACCCUUUGGGGAAGAAACUGUACCAGCUGGGAGCUGAGCAGUCCAGCCCCAAGCCCCGCAGCUCCGAGGUCAUGGGAGAUUCCUACACGGCCGCCUUCCCCAGUGGGAACGGGCUGAUGUCCCCCUCGGCCAGCCCGCAAGCCUCCACCACCUACGGCAACGACUACAGCCCCUUCUCUCACUCCUUUCCAGCUUCCUCCGGCUCUCAGGACCCCUCAUCUCUCCUAGUGUCCAAGGGGCACCCCUCGGCUGAGUGCCUUCCCAGCGUCUACACCUCCUUGGAUAUGGCGCACCCUUACGGCUCCUGGUACAAAGCCGGGAUCCAUCCUGGGAUCUCCAGCAGCUCCAGCAAUGCCACAGCCUCCUGGUGGGACGUGCACUCCAAUACCAACUGGCUGAGUGCCCAGCCCCAGUCGGACGGCCUCCAGGGCUCCCUUCAGCCUGUGCCGGCCCAGACAUCCCUGAGCCCUCAGCUGCCAAGCUACAGCUCUGACUUCACCACCUUGAACCCUGCCCCAUACCCGGCCGUGGGCAUCACCUCCUCCUCUCACCUCCUCCCUUCUGGCCAACACAUGCUGUCCCAGGAGAUGUACAAGCCCAAGCCCGUGGCCAACAACUCCCUGAUGGAAGGUGGGAUUGGACUGAAGGCCCCGCGUGGCGGCACCUUCAGCAGCACCACCGGUCGCUCGACGUGCGAUUGCCCCAACUGCCAGGAGUUGGAGCGGCUUGGGGCCUCAGCCGCCAGCCUGCGGAAGAAGCCCAUCCACAGCUGCCACAUCCCAGGCUGCGGGAAGGUCUAUGGCAAGGCCUCUCACCUCAAGGCCCACCUGCGGUGGCACACGGGAGAGCGUCCCUUCGUCUGCAACUGGCUCUUCUGUGGCAAGCGCUUCACCCGCUCAGACGAGCUGGAGCGUCACGUCCGCACCCACACCCGGGAGAAAAAGUUCACCUGCCUGCUCUGCAACAAGAGGUUCACCCGCAGCGACCACCUCAGCAAGCACCAGAAGACCCACACCGAGAUGGGGGCAGCCAAGCCCAUCGAGGGCGAAGCCGAGAGGGAGGAGACGGCCACUGGCGGUGGCUCUCCAGGCGCGGCCUUGCAGGACGGGCUCGCCAGCGACGACAAAGACACCACCAGCCCUGAGCAAAGCAGCUUGUUGGAGAUCUAAGCUGGGGUGGAGCUUCUCCUCCAGCCUCCUCUUCUUCUUCCUCCUGUUUAGUUCCUCCUCUCACUGAGAUAAUUUAUUUCCUGGGGGGAAGUGGCGGCUCAGAUGCAGACACCUCCUGGGUUCUUGGACAGGAUUCUCUUGGAACCCAUGCUUUCUGCUCCACCCAGGCAUGGGAGAGUUAAAUGACGGUGAUGCAAAGUCACGUGGAGCAGGGGCUGGGAUUUGAACCUAGUCCCCAGGUCACGUUGUGUUCUUUGCCGUGAAUAGGCCUACGGAGCCUUUUGUCCUACCUGGCCGGGAUCGCUCACAAAGCCACUGGCACCGUCUUCCUGAGGAGUUACUCAAGGUUGACCAAGGUGUGUGUGGGAGGGAUCAUCUCCCAGUUGGGGCAACCCAGUGAAGGCUUGAUCCUGGGCUCUGGGAACCUCAUCCUGCAAAGCCGAUGGGACUACUCAUGAAUCUGGUGUUCAGCGGGUGCAUGGAUGGAUUGGGGCCCUGGAACUCAGCCCCUACCAGGAUCUGGCCCUAAAUGGUGCAUCAGAACCUUUGCCCUCAGGUCAGAGGGGGCAGGGGAGGAUACAAAUAACCCAUGUCGUCCUCC